Silurus meridionalis is the source of this 1285-nucleotide messenger RNA. RefSeq names its product protein PRY1-like. The record is from RefSeq and is a predicted model, not a curated record. NCBI's taxonomy places the organism in Eukaryota, Metazoa, Chordata, Actinopteri, Siluriformes, Siluridae. The transcript is spliced from 11 exons. Bases 45 to 1091 code for a protein of 348 amino acids. Gene Ontology annotation, cellular component: extracellular region.
GUCUCCUCCUUCAGCAGUUCAGGAUGAGAGAUCUAUAAAUAGCAAUGCCGUGUUCACUGCCGCAGCAGGCUGAGAAAAUAAUUGCAGCUUCCACGAGGCAAGGAGCAACCAGACGCAUCCCAUCAUUAGCAGCUAUGGCAGAUGCAAAAUUUAAGGCAAACUUCCUCGCCAAGCAUAAUGAGUGCAGGAAGAAACAUGGGGUCCCUGCUGUAACCAUUAGUCAAGACUUGUGCAGCUCUGCACAGGCCUGGGCUGACCACUUGUUGUCUACUAAAGCUUUACAGCACAGCAAAACCAACAAUGGAGAGAAUCUUUAUUAUUUCCGAAGCUCUGCACCAAAAGCGCUUACAGGUGAGGAGCCCGUGGACAGCUGGUACAGUGAGAUUAAAGACUAUAAUUUCAGUAAACCUGGAUUUCAGUCAAACACAGGACACUUCACCCAGGUUGUAUGGAAAGCAACCACUGAAAUUGGAGUGGGCUUGGCCACUGAUGGAAAAACUGUCUUUGUGGUCGGUCAGUACAAACCUGCUGGAAACAUAUCCAAUCCAGGAUACUUUCAGGACAAUGUUUUGCCUGCAGGAGGGAAAAGAAACAGGCAACCACCAGGAGGAAUAGAGAAAAGCCAAGCUAUGGCAGAUGAAAGUUUUAAGGCAAAGUUCCUCGACAAGCAUAAUGAGUACAGAAAAAAGCAUGGAGUCCCUCCUGUGACGUUUAGUCAAGAUUUAUGCACCACCGCACAGACUUGGGCUGACCACAUGCUGUCCAUUAAAACUCUGAAGCACAGUGAUACGAAUGAUGGAGAGAAUGUCUAUUAUUGCCAGAGCUCUGUUAAAACGGCACUUGUAGGAGAAGAGCCUGUAACCGACUGGUACAACGAGAUUAAAGAUUAUGAUUUCAGUAAGCCUGGUGAUCAACCUGGCACAGGACAUUUCACCCAGGUUGUAUGGAAAGCAACCACUGAAAUUGGAGUGGGCUUGGCCACUGAUGGACAUACUUCCUUUGUGGUUGGUCAGUACAAACCUGCUGGAAAUAUAAUCAAUCCAGGAUACUAUGAGGAAAAUGUUUUGCCUGCAGCAGAGGACGGGGAGUAAGCUGGUGAAACAACUCAAAAACAGAGCUGUGGAUGUCUGUGUAUUGUAAAACACUGCAAAAGUUGACUUUAAUUUAGUCAGAUAAUACUAAUAUUCCAAAGACUUUUAUAAUUAAAGUUUGUAAUUCUUGCAUUAACGAUGAAUUGUUAUCAAAAAUAAAUAUAUUGUGUCCUAAUCGAUACAAAUAAAGUAAA